AUGGAAGGUGGGGAAGGAGAGAAUGGUGGCUGGGAUCGAUUAUGGUCGGCGCAAUCCGAGCGCGUGGCAGAGAUGCAAAGAAUGCUGAAGUCAGCCUGCCGAGAUGCCGCCUCACUGACGGAGCAGGCGGAGGCUCUGAAUGCCACAGCCUGCUCCGAGGAUCCUGGCAACGGUCCUCUCAAUGCUUCAGCACAGCUACCAGCAUCAGCGCAGGCAGCUGUCAGUCCGGCCUGUGCACAGGCCCAGGUCAUUCGGCCCGGUCAAGCAUCGAUCGCACCCAAACAAGCAGCCCAAGCAUGGCCUCAGCAGCCUCUUCCUGCAGAUGAGGGCGCUGGCAGUUAUCCUCCGGAGACAAGCCAGCUGAGUGGGCAAGGAUCGGCUGCCGAUGCCAACAAGGAGGUUGUGCAGCUUUCAGCGGUGCAUCACGAAGAAAUCACCAACGUCUCAAACGAGGGAAAGGUCAAGCCUGAGGAAGACAAGGGCGUGGCCAAAAAUGAGAGAGCUUUGAAAGGUGGCUAUCGGACAGUGCAGGUCGACACUCUCGGCGCCUCACGUCCGGGAAAGGAAGCCCAGCCUAACAAGGAAGGCCAAGAAGGCCGCCCGAAUCAGGAUGCGCAGCCUGAGGUCGACCUUCCCGUGACAGACAAAUUACCCUUUAACAUGUUUGUUCUUGCAACAACGUUUCUGAACAUUCUCGUGAUUGGGUUGGAGCAGGACCUCAAUGAGGACGGCUCCGGCAUCAUUUGGUUCAUCUUGGAAUGUCUGUUUGUGAUCCUCUUCAUCAUCGAGCUCGGCAUUAGAUGGGGCUCCCUCAAGAGGAGAUCGACUUUCUUCCAGGAUGGUUGGAACAUUUGUGACAUCCUUCUUGUGCUGGCUGCCGCCGUGGACUGCUUCGUACUGAGCUUGAUCGGAAUUGGUGGCCAGAUUCGCUUCUUCACCGUGCUUCGUGCGUUGCGCGUCAUCCGCUUUGUUCGACUCGUUCGGAUGUUCUCUGCCUUCCGAGAACUGUGGCUGCUUGUGGGUGGCCUCACCAACUCUGUGAAGGCACUCUCGUGGGUGGGUCUUGUGGUCUUCAUGUUGAUUUAUGUGUGUGGCAUCAUUUGUACUGCGGAGAUUGGCCAAAAUGAUGAAACUUAUGCGAUCGGUCCUUCCUACAACGGCGAGGUGUGGCCUUACAAGCAAUACUUCGGAACCGUGUUCAAGUCUAUGUUCACUCUUCUACAGGUUCUUACUCUGGAUGGCUGGUGCGAUGACAUAGUGCGUCAUGUUGUUUACAGACAGCCCAUCAUGGGCGUUUUCUUCAUCUGCUUCAUUCUGGUGACGUCCUUCGGUCUGAUGAAUGUGGUUGUCGGCAUCAUUGUCGAAAAUACGCUUGCUGCCGCGCAGGUUGUGGACAAGCGCAAGGAAGAGAAGCUUGCAAGACAUCGGAAGGACACAGUCCAGCAGCUGGUUGCCAUCCUGUCAAGGUCAGACUCCAAGAGAAGUGGGCUGAUCUCGCUUGAGGAUUUACGCGCGGCGAAUCAGAGUGUAAUCGUGCAGAAAAAGUUCGAGUCCAUCGGGCUUGACUUUGAGGAGGUGGAGCACGUUUUCACGUUGCUGGACGUGGAUCGUUCUGGUAAGAUCGAGCUAGUGCGCUUCGAAAAUGCUUGUCGAGAGUUGGUGGGAGGAGGCAAGCGCAGAGACAUUGCUCAAGUGGAGGUGAACAUGGGCACAUUAGCAAAUCGCCUGGACAAACUUGACAACAAGUUUACAGUCAUUGAGCGCGAGGUGGCCACAAUUGCAGCGAUGACCGAGGACUUUGUUCACAACACAGCCUCGUCCUUUGCACUUCAGUGCACUUUCGGAAGCCAGUUCGACAUCUCACAGGGCACGACCCGACUCUUGCAAAGCGGCAGCUUCCUCGGACUAAGCGCUUUUGCAAUGCAGCAAGCGCGGUUGUCGUUCAGGGCUAGCUGCCAUGUUGAAAAGUUCGGCUAUCUCCGGCAGCAGGAGCUCAAAAGCCAGCUGUCUCGAGCGGAAUCUCAGCUGCGACGGCUUUCGCCACAUGCGGUGUGCCCUCCCUCAGACAACGUGCCACGGAUCCUGUACAAUGUCCCGUCCCUCACAGCUGAAGCCCUGCUCAGUGGGGCUCGGAAGCUCUUUCGAGAUCCUCACAGUUUCACCUCGAAGCUGUGCGGCAUGGUGGCUUUCUCCUCCGAUGAGGCAAAGAAGCUGGCACCUUUCUUGACGUCUUGCUCGCAGUUUCGACGCGUGCGAGAGAAAGAGGUGAACGAAUGCUAUGAAGCUUUGCAUGGCUGGCUUUCGGCAUUCUACACAUACUCCAGCGUGUCUGAUCAGGUUGUUAUCACCUUGCAGCAGCUGGAGAAGCAAGAGUGGCUCUUGCGUCGGUUGAACAAUCAGGCUUCGGACGUGCUCCUCGUCCCAUCUGUUCCAGCUAGUUCAUGCAGUACCACUACUGGAGGGGCGCCUGCUCCGCAAGUGGCAUCGACUGCUGCUCCAGCAGUGUCUUCACGCAUGUCACAGCCAGUUACAAGCAACAAGCCAAGCGUGGCCUCUGCUCGGGUGACUGCGUCCCCGCUCAGCAGAUCGCGACGCGGGCUGCAGGGCCUUCCUUCUGGACCUACUCCCUUGAGGCCUGCGCUUGGACGACGAGCAUCUGCGGCGUGGUCUGCCGAGGAGGGCACGCAUGGUGCUCACAGCCGCUCGCAGUCUCCGGUGCAGGCAACUCGAACAGGAGGUGUCCGGCCCCGUGCCAUCUCCUCUGUGGCCUUUGGCAGCCCUCCGAUAGUCUCGGCUCGUUCGGCGGCUGCUACGUCGCUUGGGAAGGCAAGUGCAAGUGCUACAGGAAGCGCUCGCACUCGGGCAGACACGUGCGGCUUCUUCGCUGGAAGCGCUUCCACGGAAGGACUCGCACGCGUGCAUUCAGACAAAGCUCUGACUCGCAGCCCCAGGACAGUGCCAAGGCACGAUAGCCGAUCACCUUCGCCGGGAACCGGCAGGGUGUCUCCAUCAGUGCCGCAGCGUCCCCGGCCCCCAGCGCAGACCUUCAGAGUGCGACGCGACGCAAGGCCCAUCUCACCAUCCGCUUCGGAGGGGGUGAUCUCCACAGCGCAGCGGAUGGUCAGCGCCCCCACUGAGCUUGCUUCCAGAUCUGUGGCAGUGCGAACUUCCACCAAGACAUCUGUAACUUCUGCGCGCGUGAGCAGCACACGCCAUUCGGCCAACGCCCCUCCAGGACGAAGUCAGCAAGCCUUCCAUGCUGGUGCAAAGCCUGCCGCAGCGCGGCAAGGAUCUCCGGACAAAGGCGGAGGUGUUUCGCGAGAAGCAGGUGCGGUGGAGGCAACUCCUCGAACUGUUGGUCAGAAGCUUCAAGUCAGCGCCACGCGGAGGGAUGACAGUGCUCUGGAUGACUCCGAUGGAGACGAGUCCUGUGGCCCCCACAGGAGGCAGCUGAGUGAGAAGCAGUACGAGGCCCUGGUUCGAUGUGCUCAGCAAGUUGUCGCUCUCAGCGGGGUUGGUAGUGGCAGCUUGCUCCCGGCUCCAGCACGAUGA
Symbiodinium pilosum is the source of this 3552-nucleotide messenger RNA. Lineage: Eukaryota; Dinophyceae; Suessiales; Symbiodiniaceae. The record is from the annotation of a GenBank genome assembly.